Molecule: messenger RNA, 3240 nt
Organism: Amoebophrya sp. A25
Lineage: Eukaryota; Dinophyceae; Syndiniales; Amoebophryaceae
Source: the annotation of a GenBank genome assembly
CCUAUCGUUUAGAUUGCAGUGCAGCUCCAAGUAAAUUGAUGUGAACCGUAACCGAAACCGUCGAUCAUCUUACGAUUGAAUUCAGGCGAAAGUAGCAUCAAGUUCUUCAACCUCGUAAAAGAACAUGGGGACGCGUCUUGAUCUGAGGGACGUGAAAACUUCUACUGGUAGAGGCGACGCGGUGCCAAAGCAUCCUCUGAAAGCAGGCACAUCCCAGAACAAAACUGUUACUCCACGUAGUCGUAGUGGAUUUGAAGCGACCAGACCUCAUACUAGCUCUUCUAGUGGUGUACAACAAGGUAAGGGUACUUCUGGCGGAGUAGCAGGAGCUGUGAAUUCAUCUAGUAGAAACGUUAUUUUUAAGUCUAGUAGUGCAACAGCAACUGCAGGCUCUGCCGCGUCUGCGACGCCAGCAGCAGGCAAGCAAGCCGCAUCCUCAUCUUCCACCGCCAAUAGAGUCUCUUCCAGUAGUGGCUUCGGGUACAACUGGCGCUCUAGGGAAGACCGUUUGGCAGAGGAAAAAAAGCGAAGCGUGGUGCUGAGCGAACGACGCACUUCGUCCAGUCCAAGAAAGAGCAGCAAUCCCACACAAUUCCUACCAGGUAUGGAUGAUGUUUUUUUCAAUUCAUCUUACGACCAUCCUGGCACGAGGACUCAUUCUAUUAAGGUGGGUGAUAAGGUAGUAGAGACAAGACUGCCAGGAUGGUCUGCCUCGAUGGAGAAAAAGACUACGAACGUCCAUAAGAGGCGGGCGAUCGUCUUUCGGAAACGACGUAGUGAUGGGUGGAGAUAAUCAAGUGGAUAGCGAAUUAACGAACAUCAUGGGCUUGUUGAAUAACGCUGCUAAUAGCGCCUCUGGGGGUACCUCGAAUAUCACGUUAUGGCGAUCGCGGCUAUUGUUUUUUUGGGAUAUUUUUUGGGAUAUUGUUUCCAUCUCGUGGUCCUACAGCUACACCUACGUACAAUAAUAACUUAAGUUCUUGUAAGUACAAUAAUACAAGAACUAUAACUACAACUUAAGUUCCUUCUUGUGGGUACAUACUUUCUCCGAAUUCUGCUCUUCUAAUCUCUGGCGAGUUCAACAUUAGUGUUUCACCGAGGUCUCGUCAAGUAGCUGCAGGAAAAAACCAAUCGAUUGAAGAGCAGCUCAUCGGCGCACUCAAGGCUAAGGUGCAGAUGUUAGAAAACGAAAACAAACUACUCACGACUCAAGGCGUCUCUUCCACCGCAGGGGGACAUGGCGUUGGUGGAGCGCAUCAUGGCAGCAGUAGUGCAACAACGACAACUACCCACUCGUCUUCUCAUCAUCACCAUCAUGCUGCAGGUCACUCUAGUUCUCCCGCUGCACCGUCUGCUGACACUUUUCUGAAGCCAGGAUCAUGGACGCCUGCUCAUACGGAAAAGCUAGUUGUCAGUCUUCAUUCUGCGGAGACCCGUGCUGCCGAUCUCGAAGCAAAACUCCACGAAUUGACCCAAAAGCAUGGCCGUACAUCAAGAGAGCUUGAGGAACAUGCGGCUGAUUAUGGUUGGAAAUUAGCUGAAUUGCAACAAUUGGUUGGAUCUGUUUUCUAAAGAAGUUACUAUCUCAUCUACAUGCUGCAAAUUGCGUCAUAUUAAGUAUACCAAACAAGAAUUUGCAAGAAGACGUAGACGCUGGUCAUCUAAGGUACAACGAUCCUUCUAAGAUCAUGUAUUCUCUAAAGUGUAUGGUUCUGGUAUUUGGUAACCUGAAUUGGAUCGCUAGGGUUCUCUUCUUGUUUCCCUUAUGAUCAAAAUCAGGGUAGGGUUACCAAAUAGAAAUACCAGAGCCAUUCACAAAGUACAAGAAUCCUUCUAACUUGCACUCGUGACGCGAAAAGCGAAGCAUGAAGCCGACGUUGCAGAACAUCGUAGGGUGACCACACAUCUAGAACAGACCCAUCGAGAACAGGUCAGCAAAACAGAAAAAGCACUGGAACGAGAGCAGCAUUUGGGCACGCGCUUGAAAACACAAGGGGAAGAUUAAGGCUCAGCUUUCAAUGGUCAUUGGGGUUGGUCACUGAGAUCCCUCUUGAGAGAACAGGGGAAAAUGAAGGAAAAGCAAAGGGAGAGGCAUGGGGCCCAUUUCUGUCAGAGUCAGUGACCAUUGAAUGCUGAGCUUUAAGAAGAAGUGCAUUACCUCAAACAAGAGGGCUUGCAAGCUACCAGGCGCAUCACGGAACUUCAAGCGGAUGUCAACUUGCUUUCCACUGUUAUGAGCAAAAUGAAAUGAUACGUACUCUUCACCUUCAGAACGAAUUGAAAAAAGGAGAAGAACAGAAAUGAUCCAAGAAGAUCAGUCAAUAGUGAAAUGUUCUUCCAUUUUUGCCAUCGCAAGAAAACUCUCCAUCCUCUUCUAACGGCAGCAAAGAGCGUAUCGAAACAGAAUUGCAAUCUCAACUUGCUGCGAAAACGGCCAAAAUGGCCUUGCUGGAACAGGAUGCAAAGGAAGCUGACAUCCGUGACACCCAUAGGCUCAAGGAAUUGCAGAAGUUGGACGCUUAUCAUAAUUAUGAAAGGUUGAGGUGAACUAGGGCUUCGACGAGUAGUCGUAUAGUAGGUGGAGCAGAAUGCUGAGUGUAUCAUCUAAAGAUUAAGAUAUAGGAUGGGAAGAUAGUCAAAUAGAUGAAGUUCUCUUCUGACUCAAUUAAGAUACAGGAUGGGAAGAUACUCAAAUACAAGUCCUCUUCUGAGGACUCAGCUUCUCGUUCUGGACUCAAAUACAAGUCCUCUUCUGAGGACUCAGCUUCUCGUUCUUCCCAGUUUUCUUUCCUCUUAUUCUUCUAAGGUCAAAAUGUCCCCCUCUCUCUAAAUUCCAGCUCUGUUGAUGCCUGCCAGCGAAAGUCUUUUGUUGAAGCAAUUGCAGGAACUCCGCAGAGAGCACAAUCAAAGCCUCACUGCUCUGCAGACACGGGUGACUGAUAUUGCGGAAUUGAAUUUAAGACCUCUAAUGGAAGACAAAAGCCUGAUUAUCUACCUCUAAUCCAAGAUUAUCUACCUAAAAAGCGAACAUAGAAAAGUGGUUUUUUUAGCCAAAAACCGCGCAUAAAGCCCCGGGAUCAGUUGGGCAGUGUUCGUCUCAAAAUGGAAAACUUUCAUUCUGAGCCGAAAGCGAAUAACGUACAAAAAACGGAAAAACAGGCGAAAAAACCACUUUUCUAUGUUCGCUUUUGGCAUAGUGUUACUCCGUAUUUAUCUACCUCUAAUCCAAGACAAAUGCCA